Molecule: messenger RNA, 8192 nt
Organism: Rhipicephalus sanguineus (brown dog tick)
Lineage: Eukaryota; Metazoa; Arthropoda; Arachnida; Ixodida; Ixodidae
Product: serine/threonine-protein kinase SIK3
Exons: 15
Coding region: 468-3704 (1078 amino acids)
Biological process (GO): intracellular signal transduction; protein phosphorylation; microtubule cytoskeleton organization
Cellular component (GO): cytoplasm
Molecular function (GO): tau-protein kinase activity; protein serine/threonine kinase activity; ATP binding
Source: RefSeq, a predicted model, not a curated record
UUUUGCUCGGCUUCGUCGCGCGUUCGGUCUGCAAGCCGGGUCGCGGAGCAGCGGAGGCCGUCCAGCGUUCCGCAAUGAUGCGAUGGCAAUCCGUCGCGGAUACCGUUGCUGGACUGACGCAGCUGGCAGCAGCGACGGCAGCAGCAGCGCUUCACCACCGGGCAAGCCGUGACCAUCACGUGUGUUUGGCGGAUCGUCGGCACGACAGCGUGACGUAAGGAGGCGGCCGUCCUUCCUCCUCGCUCGGCGGCUUCCGCUCUCCCCUCGCCUAGCCUCGGCCGCAGUACGCCGAUGUGUUGGAUGCGUCUGCUAGCGCCGAGACGGCUGAGAUCGUGCAGGCAGUGCGGCGGCUGGCUCGACCGCUCCUCCAUCGGGACUAUGGGUGACCCGUUGAAAGUGUGUCGCCGACAUCGGCUCGACCAGCGUGCACGCCCAGCGUCGUGUCGCGACAUUGCCAGGUGCUUUGAAUGGGGAAGCUCGUCCAGCGCCCGGCUGCGAGAGUAAGCGUGUGGCGCAUGCGUGCGGCGCGCCACAACAUGGCGGCUGACAGGGUAAGGGCGUCGGGUUGUGCGGGGCUGGUUCGAGUCGGAUUUUACGAACUGGAAAAGACGAUCGGCAAAGGAAACUUCGCAGUGGUACGACUAGCCAACCAUGUCAUCACCAAAACGAAGGUAGCCAUAAAGAUUAUAGACAAGACACAUCUAGAUGAGGAGAACCUAAAGAAGAUAUUCAGAGAGGUCCAAAUCAUGAAGCUUUUACAUCAUCCCCAUAUCAUUAGGCUAUAUCAGGUAAUGGAAACGGAGAAAAUGAUAUAUUUAGUCACAGAAUAUGCGGACAAAGGUGAAAUAUUUGACUACUUGGUGGCCACUGGUCCCAUGCCGGAGGACAUAGCCCGGCGGAAGUUCAAGCAAAUAGUGAGCGCUGUCCAUUACUGCCAUGAGAGGCACGUGGUACACAGAGACCUGAAAGCUGAGAAUCUUCUGCUUGACAGUGAGAUGAACAUCAAGAUAGCAGACUUUGGCUUCAGCAAUCACUUCGAACCUGGUAAGAAGCUGUCAACAUGGUGUGGCAGCCCCCCCUAUGCAGCCCCCGAGCUUUUUGAGGGAAAACAGUAUGAUGGGCCCAAGGCUGACAUCUGGAGCAUGGGAGUGGUCCUGUAUGUUCUUGUGUGUGGGGCCCUUCCCUUCGACGGCAAAACGUUGCAAAGUCUACGGACAAGCGUUCUCUCAGGAAAAUUUAGGGUACCUUACUUCAUGACAACAGAGUGUGAGCAGCUGAUCCGCCAGAUGUUGGUGGUGGACCCCGACAAGCGAUGGUCCAUUCGGCAGGUAGUGCAUCAUCGAUGGAUGCGCAUGGGCACCCCGUACCCCGAAUUCGACCGCCUCAUGGAAAUGCCAGCAGCCACACCAACCACCCACGAAAACCUUGACCCCGUAGUUGUGCAGCACAUGCUUCAGCUGCCGAAUGUCACGCAGGAACAGAUCGAACAGUCUGUGCUGGAGAAGAGGUUUGACCACUACAGCGCCAUCUAUCACCUGCUUUAUGACAAGCUGCAGAACCAGCAGAAGCUUGCUCUUUUGCCUCAGAACCUGCCACUCACUGCACAACCGCAAAGAAAGUCGAGCAUCACUACAGGCAUUGUUGAAAAGAAUCCGCAGCCAGUUGAAACUGAUGCGGAGCCGCAGCAGCAGCCACAACCAAACCUGGUGCCAAGUCCCGUGCUGACCGUCAGCCCCAUGCCGGAACUGCAGCCCAUGCUGAGUGGCGACCAGUCACUAGAGAAGUUUGGGGAGAUCGAAUUGGAGUCCGACAGCGAGGAGCUAUGGCCUGACCACCAGCAGCCGGCGGUGGUCCGGCGGCACACUGUGGGGCCCGGGGAUCCCCCCGAGGGAGAGUGCCCCCCUCCACCCCCCGUGGGGGCCAUGCCCGUCAGUGCCCUGCCCCACACCAACCUGCCCCAGAACCUGCCCCGUGUACAGCACCACCCGCCACACAACUUCUCUGUCAAGGACCAGCACCUGCUCAAGCCGCCACCCGCCAUGGGAGCGUUUGUGGGCUUUGGCCGGCGUGCCUCGGAUGGUGGUGCCAACAUCCAAAUGUUCUUCCAACGUCAUUUGUGUCAAGGCCAGUAUGGCCACCCUUCAAGCAAGGAGCUGCUCUCACCUAAACUGUCUACUGUGAGUCCUGCCGUACCACAGGCCCUUCAUCCACUAUCUGCACUUGGUGACGAAGGCAAGGAGCUGGAAGAGCAGAUGGACAGCAAUGCCAUCUCGAGGUAUCUUCAGGCACGUGGCCACGGCAAGAGGCAUACGGUUGCCAUGGGCAAUGCAGAGGAAGUGCAGGAUGCUCAGUGGAAGCCUCGGCAGCGAAGGUCUGGGCUGUUGACCGUCAUGGAAAAGCAGCCAGUGCCAAGGAGAGCAAGUGAUGGCUGCCCCUCAGUCAGUCCCCACCGGACACAGCUUGAGAGGAUCUACAAUCAAACUGUUGGUGACCCCAAGUGCAUAAUCAAGGCCCUUCAGCAGGAGUGUCAGCAGCUGCAGAGGCAUUGCUGUCCAAUGGAUGCCCAGCAGCAAGCUGAAAUACAGCGGCGACAUUCGCUGCACGUCCAGCAGAUGGCACAUCUGCAGCCGUCCUUGAUGGCUUCUUCAGUUUCAUCGCCACCUUCUAUUGCUGGCUCACCCAUACACCAGAGUCCAUCGCACGGGGCUGGGCCUCCGAGCCCCGCUGCCACACUGUCGCAGCACUUGCAGCGGCUUCACCUGCAGCGUCAGGGAAGCCCUGUUGGCUUCUGCCCCGAUCCAUAUUCUCCCGAUCCACUGGGUCCCGGCGGAUCACCUCCAUUAGACACCGGGGGCACGUCUCCGGGUGCAUCACCGCCGUACCCUUGCGGCGGUACGUCCCCGCAAAGUGCAGCCGGGGCUUCGCCGCCCCCUUUCUCGGACGCUGCCCACCCCCGACUACAGAGCCUCGUGGCCCAGCAGCUGGCGCGGAACAGCCCGCCACCAGUGUUUCCCAACCUGGGCAUGAUACGCGAGGACGCCACCGAAAAUGGCGGCAUCGGUGGCGGCCCUCUCCGGGUGCCCGGCCUGCGGCCCGAGAUCGUAGUCAGCCCCGCCGUGUUCGAGCCAUUUCCGGGCGUCGGCCGAGGUUUCCCGCCGCACAUCAGCGUGACUGACGAGCUAGGCAAGGAGGUUUUGACGUCGUCCUCGUCGUCCACCACAUCUCCCUCGUCGUGCUCGUCCGCGACGGCCUACUCGGAGGCCUCGCUGCUGCCCCUCGACUUGGCUUACUCGCCCGUGCGUUGGCAGGCGACGCCCCUGGACGAAGUGCCCGCGGCGGCCUGGGCGCUCCCGCCCUCGCCUCUGCAUGCGUGUUGCGGCGAAGCCCCGCUUCAGAAAAGCCCCAGCGGGUCACUUUGCCUCUUGCUCGGCCGGGGCAUCUCGCCUUGUCGGGGCACGGGUGGCGACCUGCUGCUAGACAUCCAGCGGCGCUUAGACGCGCACGCACCCGAGCUCCCGCUAGUUCUACAACCGUCGGAGCGCGGGCUGGCACUCAAGCACCCGGCAGCCGGUGUUCAGAUUGAGCUGGAACUCUGCGAUGGGCCGCACCCUGACGAGUGCGGCCUUAAGAUGCGCCGCAUUUCGGGCGACAGUCUUCAGUACAGCGAGCUGUGCCAGCGGCUCGUGGCGUGCAUGAACAUGUGAUCUCGGGACAGCCCGCCGCCAGUGUAGCGGCGCUGCCAGUGCCUCUGUGCGUGUCUGUGCUUGUCCGUGCCUGCCCUCUGUUCCAGUGGUUGCGCCAGCACCAAACUUUUCGAGACUGGGUGCUGGCCGCUUGGCUUGACCAGAUGGGUCUGCCCUUUGUCGCGUCCUCUCUGGCCAACCUUUUUCUUCCAUGGCCACCCUUUGGGAUCACUGUUUCAGUCUGAAAGGCUUCUUUUUGACAGUACCGAACCAGCCUAUCGAAAUGGCCCCUUACCUGAAGAUUGCAAUGUGAUGUCAGAAGGAUGCCGAAUAACCUUUUCCGUGUUUUCAUUUUGUAUGUGUGUGCUCAGGGGUAUGUAUGUGUGUGUGUGUAAAUGUGAAUGCAAAAUGAAGCCUGUUGGUGUGGAUUAGCUUGAGUUUUGUUGUUUUAGUGUCAGUUGAAAUGACUAGCAAUGAGGACAAAGCCGCAAUUUCUGUAGGGCAUACAUUUUUAUUUGUUUUGCUAAAAUAACCAGACGGUCGGGAUCACGUGAACACAUGGCCCUUAGGGUAGUGUGGAAAUAACCAUGUGGCAUUCAACGGAUGUUUCUUCAUUGCAUUCAUGAAUUCUUUUCCGCUGUAUAGUUUCUUUUUCUUUAUGUGAUAUGGUACAAGGCAGUGUGAGAAAGCCCACUAGAGCAGUAAAUGAAGAGAAGAAAUGUAAGUUUGAUCCGAGCCAUACUAGCAAAGGGCAUAUGCAAUACAACAACCCUCACUGUAGCAAAUAGUGUAAAUGUAUGGGUAAGUGAAAGCUACAGUAUGACUGUUUAUAAACUUUCCUGAAAUGAUACGAUUAAUAUUGACAGUCGCAGAGCAACAGACUUGAGGACAUAUGCCAAAACUGAUGAAAGCCUGUGUUCAAACUUUGUGUUCACGCUUUCUUCAGCGACCUUUAGCUGCCAGAAUUUAUGAGCAAGCGCAGCUCCUUUGAAGGAGCCCUUGAUAACGCUUUAAAAUCUGCUGGGUUGGUUAUGCUUUGUCAUUGCUUUUUUGCAAGCUUUUUCUAUUUGUGCCUUGUUACCCAGUGCUGAGACCAAACCUUUCUGCAAUGUUGCCACAUGGUAUAGGAAUCAUAAUAUAAGCAUGGAACCUGCAUAACGCCAAGAAAGAAAGUGAGUUAAUUUGGGCUAUAAAUUGUGGAUGAGGAGGUCGAAAAAUAUUGCGAAAAAUAUUGAUAUACAUUCUGCCACGAACAAAGCCAAUUUCUUAAAUACCAUAAAGCAAUCCCUUGAGGGUGAAAUUCAAAUAUUAAUGGCCCGUGUCAGUGAGGACUCACUCUGGACUGCUUGUAUGACUACAUUGUCAUUGUUUUUCUAAAAUGUGUUGUUAUAUGUUUUUCCAUCCAGAGAAGAAUGUCUUUGGGGCAAUCUAAGGAUCUUUCAUUGACCUAGACAAUAUGUCUAAGUGGGUAACUUGCGUGGGAAUCGGCAUCAACAGUUGCUUAUUGUCUAAACUCAGUUUUAUGAGUGGUAUACAUAUAUGUGAUUGUUAGUAAGUGGGAAGGUUACAUCUUAUUAACCUACAUGAGAGGAGUUUUUAAGUUCACACAGCAUAUUGAGAAAAAAAAAAUUGUGGCUGAAUGAAAAAAACUCAAGAACAAUGAUAGGACAAGUGUAUAGGCUCUCUAAACUUUUAUUUGCAAAAUGAUGCAUUCAACAUUUGGCAGAAGAGGCUCAUGUGUGAGACACAAGAUCAAAGGCAAGCAAAAUGAUCACUAAAUCUGUACAAAAAUGGACAGUAAAUGAUAUACCAUUGGAUAACUACUUGUGGUGUGCUGAUACACACAGGCCCCAUCUUUCUGAGCAGCACCUGCCUCUUUUGGAAUCUGUGCAGCACCAUCAGAAUCGGCUUUCAAAGCAUUUCUUGUUUUAACUUGAGCUUUAAGAAAGUGCAAGCUAUCUUCUUCACGCAUGCACGAGCACCUACAAAUGUCAUGUCUGUGGGAUUUUGACGAACGUUACAGUCCGUGAGUCGGCACAUGCGUGGAUGUUAUGUUGCACUAAAGAAUAUCUGAUGUCUCUUAGUAUCCUGGUGCAACAUUGAACUCCUAAGUUGAAAAACCUGUGUGUGAUAUAUUGUUUCAAGUUCCUGCAAAAUUCACCUUUGCAAUGUGUAUGGUUUUCAAUUGAAGUGACAAGAUUGUGAUUACCAUCUUCUGGCACUUACAGCAUUGAAUAAUUGAAUUGUUAUCUAUCAUCUGCACUCCUUUUCGAUGGUCUGCUUGCCUACAUAAGGUGACAUAUGCUGUUUCUGAGUGCUUAUUCGGCAAUAGCAUUGCUAUGUAAAGAGAAAUUUCAAAAUUUUUUGGCAGCUUACAAACAGUAGUCAUCCUUUUUUAGUGUGCUGGAAACUUCUAGAGUUGGCAGUACAUUUGCUGCCAUUAGGGCAUUCAGGUGCAAACUACAACACACAGGGCAUAGAAACAUGGCACCACAGUAAAACAUUGUAAUAAAGAUUUUUGUCCUAUGUCUAGCCAGCCAUCACAAAAGCUACGAAGUGAAGAUGCAAAUGGUGCCAGCAGAUGAGGCUUACUUUGUCGAAAGACAGGGAUCGGUGUCUGUCACUGAAUCACUAAUAUAGUACUUGCUGCAAAGUGAAUACUGUUGUCUCACUUUCGGUCCAGUGAUGCUUCAUGCCGCAGGCAAAACAGUCGACCACUUAGAAUGGUACAUCACAAAGGAACUGUGAACCUGUAUGUCAGAUUCUCAGAACUUUAUUGGAAAACCAGUCUGCUUAAUUGUUUCUGUUAGUAACAGUGCCUCUCACGUUGCCAUUUAAAAUUUUUUAAUAAGAUUCACCUACAGUUGGCACCUAUGUGGGCACCAUGAUUUCACCUGGAUUGACCAAAUAUACUGAAGAGAUGCUGGGUCUGUCUCAUUUGUUGUUGUCGUUCUGAACAUGAAUGCUAUUGCCUAUUUCUUGCUUGCAUUUUUUCCCAAAGGUAAACUAACUGAGAGCAUGCAUUUGUCCUGCUGCCUUUCAUGUGCUUAUCGUGUUAGCUAUGCUAAUUUUAUACGAUGUGUGCACCAACUAGACGAACAACUGUCUGUCACACAGGUUUGUCAUGAAGCACUCGAGUUUUGCAGUAUUUGUGCAAGUGUUUUUGUUAGGUAGCACCUAUUCAGCUGUGAAGGUACCGUGUUUAGGUACGUUUAAUUUCUCGAUGUUGCUUAGUUGUGCGCAAGGCGACCACCACAAAUAAUGGAUUUAAACAGUCUGCAUACACUGUGAUCUGCUCUGCGCACUUGGUAUUUUGUGGUAUACUGUACUUAGAAGUGUGCUGCACUAGGAAUACCUGAUUGAGACUGGAAGCCAACUGUUCUUUUUUUUUUAAUACUUUUUACCUCAACUAACGUGUACAGCCUCGUAGAAGCAGCAUGAAAUCGUUGAAUAGAGUUUGUGAAGCAAACGACUUUGAAGGACAGCCCUGCCUGAUUCCUGCUGGUACAGUAACGAUUAAUGAUCCAAAACAAAAAUAUUUGCAUUGUAUACUCUGCAUUUGUUGCAGAAUAUGUUCUCAAUCCGCUGAUAUCAGCUCAACUAAAAAGAAAACUUCAGAAGAAUUUUGUUAUAUUUCAUAUUGUCGUUAUAUCCAUGUUCACUAUGUCAAGCUUCUACUGCAUUAAUUUCUACCCAAGAGACAGCGUGCAGCUGCAUUGUAGUCACUGUAUGUUGCUGUGCGCAUAAGCUGUCAGUUUGUUGCUCUGUUCGUUUCAGGCAUACACAUUGCCAAUGCAAACCAUUCCCAGCCUCUCUGCUGCUCUUGUUGUGUAAAUAGAAAGAAGAAAAAAAAAAAGAAGAGGUGAAUGCUGCAUAGUCGCAAGGUUUGUAUAAAAAAUGGGAAGACCUUCUUGCAAGUUUCGCAGGAAGUUUGUGUACAGUUGCUACUACCUAAUGUCAUUUUCUAGAUGUACCACGCCUUUUGACCAAUCUUUCUUGUAGAAUGGCUGACUAGGGGACUCCCAUGUUGUUGGCCACUAUGUAUCUACUGACAAGAAACCGGGAGCUUUUGUUUUUUGUCUUUAACAAUCUGGGUUAUAGUCCAGCUGAAAAAUAUGAACUUUGAAACUUCCCUGUGUUUGUAACUAACUUGCAUGUGUGACAGACUUGCAGCCAACACAGACUUGAGUUUAUGGGGAACUUUAGCUCAAUACAUGGUGACAGGCAAUUUUGAGGGCUGCUGCAGCUCUGCGCCAAUGUUUUAACCAUGCAAGUUUCUGUACAGCAUUGAUAAUAGUUGAGGUAGUUACCAUGGCUCCGGCUCUUUGCACCUAAAACAUUUCAGUAUGCCACCAUGCAUUGUUGGGAGUUUUGUUCACGUUCGGAUAAAAAAAAAAUCUGCUUGGAUAAAUGCUCCAUGCUGGCCCAAUGCCAGUGUGGAUCGGGACUUCAAAGUCAUUGCAAUAAUGGGUGCCAUUAAAAGGAUCCAAUAAAAUAUUUAUUGAUAAA